This is a messenger RNA of Lucilia cuprina (Australian sheep blowfly), 8672 nucleotides long. RefSeq names its product plexin-B (gene PlexB). NCBI's taxonomy places the organism in Eukaryota, Metazoa, Arthropoda, Insecta, Diptera, Calliphoridae. Bases 924 to 7295 code for a protein of 2123 amino acids. Gene Ontology annotation, biological process: regulation of cell shape; negative regulation of cell adhesion; semaphorin-plexin signaling pathway involved in axon guidance. The transcript is spliced from 9 exons. Gene Ontology annotation, cellular component: semaphorin receptor complex. The record is from RefSeq and is a predicted model, not a curated record. Gene Ontology annotation, molecular function: semaphorin receptor activity; protein binding.
UAACAAUGCAAAUAAAUACAAUGUAUUGUGGCUGGUUUUUAUGAGAAAUAAGAUUUAGUGGAGUUUAAAUUUUCAUAUUUGUUUAUUUUUGAGAAGUAUGUAAAACAAGAGUUUUUAACAUUUUUUCUAAAAUAUAUAAUAUAUUUGUGAAAAAACGCAAUACUGGAAAAUCACGUAAUUUGAUGAAAAUAAAUUAUAUUUUUAUGUUUAUGUCAACAAAAUAUAGUGGCGUUUUUUAUUCGUAGAGAAAUACAUAUUGUGUAUAUCAUAUAUACUUAGUGCUUAAAUUUGAAAAUUUUAUUGUGUGUGAAUAUGUUUCAAAAUUCCUUUUAAGUGGAAUUUUAAAAAUUAAAAUGAAAUAAAAACGUUUAAAUUAAAUGUCUGGCGAAAACGAAACAGAAGGAUAAAAUGUAAUGAAGAUACAAUAAUACAAAUGUGAAAAAUAACAAAUUUAAGUAAAAAAAUUGUGUGUAUGCCAUCUGCAAACAAUGACAUGUUUUGAGAGAGAAAAGUCAUAAUAAAGCGAAAUAUUCAGGAUAUGGAUUUGCUCCGUUAAUGUUAAUCAUAAGUGUAGACACAAAAAUGUGGCGAUUUUUAUUGUAUACCUCCCAUAUACCCUUUACAAAAGCAAAGACUGAAUUCAUACUCUAAACGAUCGUUUUACUACUACGACAACAAUUCACAAUAUUGAGAAAUAAUGAAUUUAUUGAUCAGUAUUUAAAAACAUCUCAUUGAUUUCUAUAUGCGAUUUCGUAAGGAAACUAUAUCGCUUAAUAAUCACCAUUAUUAAAAAGGAAGUAUUUGCAAAACAAUAAUAAAACUUUGAGGAAGUUUUAUAUAUAUGCAUUUCUAAUAAAAUAUAUAAUAAUAAGCGUAUAAUUUUAAAUAUAUAUGUAUAUGUACAUAAGGAAUUACUUACAAAUAUGACAUCUAAUGAAACUACUUUCUAUAAACACAAAUCGAGCUCAGAACAUUGUAAUCUAAAAGGAUGUCAGAGGAAACGAAAGCCUUUAAUUGAUAUAGCUAUAAGAUUACUGCUUUACGGAUUUAAUUGGCUGAUAUUAUGGUCUGCAAUACUAGGAGUAGUAGUCGAGUGUAUAGCAGGACAACAUAUAAAUAAUAAAAAUCUUAAUUCUACACACACUCAAGUAUUUUCAUCCGGGGAAAUUGUGGCCCAAUUUACCCUCCCUCAGAUAUCUGUUGGACAUACUGAUGAACAAGCCGUAACUACGGCUGAUGGAUUGCCCGACUCCUCAACAAUUACUUCAAGUAUUGGAAAUUUUUCAACAACAACUUCUUCAGUUGGAUCUUCGUCUUCUUCAAAUGGUAGUUUACAAAAUUAUCUCACACAUUUAGCGUACGAUUAUAAACGUAAUGUUUUUUAUGCGGGCGCCACAAACAAAAUUUUACAGUUAAAUGAAAACCUAAGAGUAUUAUCUCAAGCUUUAACUGGUCCAAAAAACGAUUCUCCUCAGUGCCAUGCCAGCGGUUGCUCGGAUGAAGUUGAGACUUCGCUUGUAAAUAAUCACAAUAAAAUUCUGAUUGUUAGUUAUUCUCAAGGGGAUGGUAUAUUAAUAGCAUGUGGUAGUGUGCGACAGGGUGCCUGUGAUAUCUAUAAUUUAGCACGUUUUCCGAAAAAUUCGCGUUUUAUCGAUAUACCGUUAGCGGCUAAUGAUGAGUUUGCCUCGACUUAUGCCUUUGUUGGCCCUGCAAAGUAUUCCUGGAAAAAGGAAGACAUUUUGUAUGUCGGUACAACAUUUACUAAUGUUGGAGAUUAUAGACAUGAUGUGCCUGCAAUAUCGUCGAGACGUUUGGAAGAUUUGAAUUACGCUGAAUUUGAAAUCAAACAAUCGAUUAUAAAUAUAGAUGUUAAGUACAGAGAUCACUUCCUGGUCGAUUAUGUUUAUGGAUUUAAUUCAUCGGAGUUCGCUUAUUUCGCUAUAGUUCAAAAGCGUUCCCACUUAGCUGAAGAGGCAGGAUAUGUUACACGCUUAGCGCGAAUCUGUAUUACGGACUCCAACUAUGAUAGUUAUACAGAAAUAACUAUACAAUGUUUAGCAACCCACAAUAAAGUUGAUUAUAAUAUAUUACGAGAUGCUAAAAUAACUGAAGCUGGUCAAAAGUUGGCCCAACAAAUGGGAAUCAAAAAGGGUGAUCAUGUUUUAGUAGCCAUAUUUUCACCAUCUAGAGAAAUUACAAAUCAGCCUGAAGAUAAAUCUGCUAUGUGUAUUUACAGUCUAAAAGAAAUAGAGGAAGUAUUUAACGAAAAUAUUCAUCUAUGUUUUAAUGGUACAAUAAAGGACCGUAAUUUGGGUUAUAUAUCAGGUACCAUUGAUGAUGGCCGCUGUCCUAGGACUACUGGCAAUGUGUAUAACUUUUGUAAUGUUGGGCUUAAAAUAAGUGGUGUAUCUCCAAUUACUUCGAAUGCGUUAUUUCACUUUGAUAACGUUUCUAUAACAUCUGUAACAGCAACUACCACUGGACCACAUUCCUUAGCGUUUCUUGGCACGGACAAAGGAAAAAUAAAAAAAGUUUUAAUAUCUGGACAUCAUCCUGGAGAAUAUGAAGAAAUAAUGGUAGAUCCUGGAAACCAAAUAUUACAGGAUACUAUGAUGUCACCAAAAAAAGAUUUUCUAUAUGUACUAUCUAAACGCAAGAUUACCAAACUGCGUAUUGAACACUGUUCAGUUUAUACAAACUGUUCUUCAUGCCUUGAAUCACGUGAUCCAUUUUGUGGAUGGUGUUCUUUGGAAAAACGCUGUACUGUACGUUCUACAUGUCAAAAAGAUACUUCUGCUGCUCGCUGGUUGUCAUUAGGUAGUGGUCAGCAGUGCAUAGAUUUUGAGUCAAUAUUACCGGAUAAAAUACCUAUUACAGAAGUCUCGCAAGUACAACUAAUCAUUCGCACCCUCCCAGAACCUUUCAAUGGAAAGUAUCGUUGUGUCUUUGGCAAUUCUUCACCUAUAGAUGCAGAAGUACUUGAAAGUGGUCUAUCCUGUAUGACACCUCCAUUAUCCCAACGACCGCUUAUACCGCCAAAUUCUGAUCAUGUUUUAGUUCCAUUGUCUGUGCAUAGCUCGGAGACAAACAAAGAUUUUGUCACGCGUUCGUUUGCCUUUUUCGACUGUUCGCGACACAAUACAUGUCAAACAUGUGUUCACAGCGCUUGGGAUUGUAACUGGUGUAUAUAUGACAACAAAUGUGUGCACAAAAUGCAGCAAUGUAGGAAUUUGGAAAAUGUUAUUGUUAAAGAGUCUGAAUGUCCACAUUUGAAACACUCCAAAGAACCAAUUUUAAUGCCUGUACGAGUUCCAAAAGAAAUACGAUUUGAAAUUGAAAAUUUGCCGAAACCAAAAAGUGCACACUCUGGAUUUUUAUGCACUGUCCAAAUAGAAGCAGCUCAAAUGUUAUUACCGGCUCGUAUUGAAAACAACAGAAUUGUAGUUUGUGAAAAAACACCAUAUUUCUAUGAAACAAAUACAUAUGAAUAUCAAGCUAAAGUUGAUAUAACUUGGAAUCGCCAACAUUAUAUAGAUACAGCAAUUGUAACACUUUACAAAUGUGAUGUAUUGGGAUCACAUCGUGAACAUGCUGAUUGUAGUUUAUGUGUAACAAGAGAUCCAAAAUAUCAUUGUGCUUGGUGCGCAAAUACAUGUGUCUAUAACGAAACUUGUGCUGCAAUUACGGCACUAAACAAUGGUGUAGACUUAGACGUAUUAUCUUCAUCUUCGACACCAGUGCUUGCUCCAAAACAUAACUUUGAGUCAAAAUUUAAUGAAUGCCCUAAACCACGCAUAGAUAUGAUUAAACCUUUGUUUGGACCUAUUGAAGGCGGCACUCUGGUAACAAUUGAGGGUAGCAAUUUAGGGAUAAGAGAAGAAGAUGUAAAGGGCAAGAUAUCUAUUGGUUCUGUGCCUUGUGAAUUGGUCAAUUAUGAAAUUUCGGUAAAAAUUGAAUGUCGCACCGGUGCCGUCAGUCACGAGCUUACUGCACCAGUAAAAGUUUUUAAUGGCGCAGGUUUUACUGAGUCGAGUGUACAGUUCCAGUUUAAGGAUAUACAGUUAAAUGGUUUAACACCAACAGUGGGUCCCAAAUCCGGGGGAACUAAAAUUACUUUAAUGGGAAAAUAUUUAAAUAUUGGUUCUAAUAUACGUGCUUUUCUAGACAACUAUGAAUGCUUUAUUAAUAUGAUUCAGGCAUCAUCAUCACGCCUGACAUGCAUUACUUCGGAAUCAUCACAACCAGAACCAAUUAGAACGUUACACCUAAUGGUUGAUGGUGCUAAUCGCACAUACACCUGCCAAAUGCCUCAGCUUCAACAGAAUAUGCGGUCACUAUAUGAUCAACAAAUUUUGUUUCACAAUAACUAUCAUUACAAUUUACCUUCUCUAGCAAUGCCGUGUUCAAUAUAUAAUUACACUCAGGACCCCACCAUAAUGGAAAUUAAACCACUGCGAAGUUUUGCAAGCGGUGGUCGACUUUUAACAGUCCAUGGCAUGUUUCUGGAUUCAAUUCAAAAACCUGAACUAGAAGUUUAUUUUGAAAGCGAGCGAUUAAACAAAACUACUUGUGUGGUUAUAAAUUCAAGCCAAAUGGAAUGCCCAUCUCCAGCUGUAUCUCAAAAGUUUCUAGCAUAUAAAACUGCCUUAGACCAACAGGCAGAUAAUGCAGGCAAUAAUCAAGCUACUGCAUCAUCAGUUUCGUCGGGUUAUAAUUCUCUAAGAAAGCUAGAAAACCCAUAUAGCCGAGAUAUGGCCUAUAUUUAUAGUACAACUGGCAAUAUUUAUAAUAACAAUGAUGGUUUUUACCAAGCCCAGGAUGUGGCAGCUUUUGUAAAAAUACGUGAGACUCAGUUAAAUCUGCAACUGGGUUUCAAUAUGGAUGAUGUUCAAUGGGUGAAGGACUUAAAUAAAUACUUUCCGAGCCUAAGAAGUACCAUAGUGUAUGUACAAGAUCCGAAGUACUACCCUUUUAAUGAAAAUCCAAAACUUUACAAGGGCGAUACACUAGUAAUUGAGGGAGAAAUGUUAAAUGUUGCUGCAGAUGAAUCAGAUGUCAAAGUUACCAUAGGAACAACGCAAUGUAAUGUUACUAGUUUAACGCUUACCCAAUUGCUAUGUACCCCACCGGAAAAACAGCCAGCUCCUACAAAUGAAAAUGGUGUGGAGCAGCUAAACGAUUUACCGCUUGUUGUAGUAAACGUUGGACGCAAUAUGCGCUUCGUAAUAGGGCAUAUAAAGUAUGAUUUAAUGAAACCGUAUUCGUUUUCUCAUGCCAUGUGGGUUAUUAUCUGUACAGUUGUUGUUGUUGUUGUACUCUUAAUAAUUGUUCUAUUCAUAUAUCGGCGAAAGACAACACAGGCCGAAAGAGAAUAUAAACGCAUACAAAUUCAAAUGAUUACAUUGGAGAGUAACGUUCGUUCAGAAUGUAAGCAGGCAUUUGCGGAACUGCAAACUGACAUGACAGAUUUAACGGCCGAUUUGGAAACAUCUGGUAUACCCACCUUAGAUCAUAUAAAUUAUAUUAUGAAAGUAUUUUUCCCAGGUGUAACAGAUCAUCCUAUAUUGAAUUCUCCAAAGUUGCGUAUAAAUAGUCCACAGACUAAUUAUGACACUGCCAUGUUGCAAUUUGAGCAACUAAUUAGCAACAAAUAUUUUGUAUUAACAUUCAUAGAGACAUUGGAAGCUCAAAAAUCAUUUAACAUACGAGACAAGGUCAAUGUGGCAUCUCUUUUGAUGAUUGUACUGAUGAACAAAAUGGAAUAUGCUACAGAAAUUUUAAAAUGUUUACUACUUCGUUUAGUAGACAAAUCAGUGUGUAGUAAACAUCCACAAUUAAUGUUGCGUCGUACAGAAAGUGUGGUCGAAAAAAUGCUUACCAACUAUAUGGCCAUUUGUAUGUAUGAUUAUUUAAAGGAAUAUGCUGGGUCAAGCUUGUUUUUAUUGUUUAAAGCCAUUAAACAUCAAAUUGAAAAAGGGCUAGUUGAUGCCAUAACCCACGACGCCCGAUAUUCUUUAUCAGAGGAAAGACUUUUGCAUGAACAAAUACCCCAUUCAGUUGUUAUGCUACAUAUCGUACAAGAUGAUUUAGAUGAAAAGGUACAAUGCAAAGUUUUAGACUGGGAUACGAUAUCCCAAGUCAAAUGCAAAAUUUUAGAUGCCUUGUUUAAAAACACUCCCUUUUCAAUGAGGCCAUCAGUACAUGAAGUUGAUUUAGAAUGGCGUCACGGCCGAGGUGGUCAUUUGAUACUACAAGAUGAGGAUUUAACAACGAAAACUAUUAACUGUUGGAAACGUUUAAAUACAUUAGCACAUUAUGGCGUUAAAGAAUCGGCUGUUAUGAGUUUAGUUGCCAGACAAAAUGAUAGUUUUAAUAUUCCAUAUACAAAACAGCAACCUCAUCCAUACAACAAUUUUUAUUACAUCAAUAAUUCACAAUCCCAUAUUAUAAUGAACAACGAUAUCGAAUCCGGCCUGCAACAGCCACGUGUUUAUCAUUUAAUAAAACCAUUAUUGCCCGAUCAUUAUAUGAACAUGAAAAAUUCAGCUAUAUCAUCGGGUGGUAACAACACCAAUAAUUCUGGAUCAGUAUGUGCGACUACGGGUGAACGCACACACAAAACCAUACCUGAAGUUUAUUUGACACGGCUUUUGGCAGCUAAGGGCACUAUACAAAAAUUUGUUGAUGAUUUUUUUGCUACUAUAUUAACAGUUAAUGAAGAAUUGCCUCCUGCAGUAAAAUGGUUAUUUGACUUACUAGAUGAAGCUGCACGAAGACACGAUAUUUAUGACACUGAUAUAGUUCAUGCAUGGAAGUCAAACAGCUUGCCUUUAAGAUUUUGGGUUAAUUUUAUAAAAAAUCCUGAUUUUAUAUUUGAUGUAAAUAAAACAGUUACUGUCGAUGCCAGUUUGAGCGGAAUUGCCCAAGCGUUUAUGGAUGCUUGUUCAGUUACCGAACAUAGAUUGGGUAAAGAUUCACCAUCCAAUAAAUUAUUAUUUGCCAAGGAUAUUCCUCAAUACCGUAAAAUGGUUAAGCAAUUCUACAGAGAUGUUGCUAGACUGCCACAAAUUAGCGAUCAGGAAAUGAGUACUGCUAUGCAGCAAUUAUCCAUACAACAAAAUGACGAAUUCGAUACUGUAGCUGCUCUAAAAGAGCUUUAUAUAUACGUUACCAAAUAUAAUGAUCAGAUAAUAAAUGCCUUAGAAAAUGAUAUAAAUUGUAAAAAAAUGCAUCUGGGCUACAAAUUGGAAAAUGUUGCAUUCACUUUAGAAGGAGAAGAGACUUCUGCUUGCUGACACUCAUUUAGAUUGCAUGCAGUUUUCCAAAAAUAUAUUUAUAUUCAAAGUAAUGUUUUAAAUAUGUCUUUUAGAGCCACGUCAAAAGAAAAUUUUUUGCAAAGCUUUCUUAAAGAUGGUAAGUUAUGCAGUAAUAUCUUGUGAAUUAUAUUUUACACAACAUUUUUAUACCCGAACUUGCUGAUAUAUUUCUGUAUUUUUCCCUUAGAGUAAAUUAUAAAAUAUUCUUGAAGUCCUAAGAUCAAUUUAUGCGUAUUAUCAGAUACUUUUUGUUUUACCGCUGAAAUUUAAUAAAUUAUACUACUACAAGGCUAUAUUCAAAUUUGGAUGCAUAUUAAUUUACCAACAGAAAACACAAAAAAAAAACACAGCGCAAAGAAACCAAAUCGUACAUCCACAUAAACAUCUUUUUUCCAAUACACAGUGUUGUUGUUGCUUAUUUGUACAUACAGUGUAUCAUUGUUGCAUUUUAUCAAGUUUUUCAAGUAUUUUUCAAUUACGAAAUCAAUUAGACAAUUACGAAAUCAAUUAGACUUAAAGGAUAAUAAUGAGGCAAUUUCGAUAUAAAAAAUUAGUUUGGAUUUCUAGAACAAGUUUAAAUCAAUGAAAUAUAAUUAUGAGAUGUUUAAUCAAUAACAUUAAAAAAUAUAAAAUAGAAUAAUUGAUGAAAUUAUUAAUUAACACUAUUGUUCGUUUUGUCUACAAUGUUGAACGUAGGGAUCAUAUUUCCGGAUAUUUUGAAAAAUUUUUAAAAUGUAGUUUCUUUGAUUUCGUUAAACUUCGAUGUUUGACUAUUUUUCAUAAGAUAAUUAAAUCUGAGAGACCGCAACUCUUGUUUGAUAGAUUUAUUUUCAGUAGAUCAUCUAGGAGACCUCAAGUUAUGGUGCCUAGAAUUGUUAAUUCAUUCUAUGAAAGAUCUUUUUUAGUACGAAUUGCUCGCUGGUGGAAUUCAUUGCCGUUGGAACUGCGUAUUUUCUCUCACUCUAAUAAUGUGUUCCGGCUUAAACUUUUGAACCUAUUCAUGAGCAAUUAGGUGUCUUAGUCAAUAAAUAUUUUUUUUUUCCUUUACUUCACUGCUUUUCUUUUUAUAAUGAAAGAGGGUAUUGCAAGUAAAUCUAAAUAGGUCAGUAUUACUAUUAGUUUGGACCGUUAUUAUUUUUCUUUAAAUACUACUGCUUUUUAAUAUUUGUCCUUACUAUUAUUUGCAUUAAGUUUGGGGAACUCUUAAAAGAAUUAGUAAGUUGUAAUUCAAUUUUAUUUUUUAUUAUUUACAACACUUUGUAUUUUAUGUUAAGUUUAUAUACUUAGGUGUUAUGGCCUAGUAGUACGUAAGAUUGGCCUUAAAGGCUUUGUAUUACUUCAAUGAAUAAAUAAAAU